Molecule: messenger RNA, 2182 nt
Organism: Dicentrarchus labrax (European seabass)
Lineage: Eukaryota; Metazoa; Chordata; Actinopteri; Moronidae
Gene: rnf214
Product: ring finger protein 214
Exons: 6
Coding region: 241-2031 (596 amino acids)
Molecular function (GO): ubiquitin-protein transferase activity
Source: RefSeq, a predicted model, not a curated record
AUUUUCAGCGACACACAAUCAUUUCCGUGUGGUUAGCCGAUCACUGGCGGUAACUGUGAAGUGGAGUUUAACAACAGCUACUGUAGAUCCACUUUUAUUUUAAAUGAAUGCUUCAGGGCUCACAUUGACCGCUGACGUUGGUAGCUGUUUGGAUAGCUAACACGGUGUACGGUAGCAGAGUCAGAAACCCUAACCCAGCAGAGUUUCAACUUUUAGUUUCAUGUUUGUAGUUCCGUUAGCAUGGACGCUCACGGAGAAACAGCAAGCACGGCCUCAGAAGAAGAGCACGAAGUCCAACAUCCCACACAGGAGGAGGAAGAGGAGGAGGAGGAGGAGGAGGACCACCACCACCACCUCGAGCUAGCGUUAGCAAACAUGGCAGUGGCAGACCUGCUGCAGAAGGUGCAGGCUGUGCAGACGGAUAGCACGACAAAAGAGUUGGGCAUCAACACGGAGUCGGAUUGGGAGAGUCAGGUGACGGCCAUGUUGGAGUACAGCUCCAGCCUGACGGGGCAGUACGACAGUAUGAUGAGGAAGCAGGGCGAAGAUGAAGUGUCACAUGAGAAAGACAAACAACAACUGCAUAAGAGGAAGGAGGAGGCCACCCGCCAGCACCAGGCUCUUCUGGACAAACUGGAGUCUUUACGAGUUAAACUGCAGCUGAACAACUCCAAAGCCACCAGGAAGAACUUCCUAGCCAAGAAACAGGAAAUGACCUCAGAGAAGAACAGAGCAGAAGAGGAGAGGAACAGGCUGGCCAAAGAGCUGGAGGAGAGUGAGAGGAAGCUAACGGCGCUCACAGAGGAGCAGAGCGAGGAGCAGAGGAGGUGGCAAGAGGAGCUGGACGAGCUGAGGCAGGAAAUGGAGCGUGUGAGGAAGGAGGCGCAGGAGGCCGAGCUGCUGGCCUUACAGGAUGAGAUCGCUGCCGUGGAAAAGCAGAGAGACGUCGCCAUGGGUCACAUCGAGGCCUGGCUGAGCGAGGUGGGGCAGUACCUGAACGCUCUCAGGGUGGAGUUUCCACAGCAGUACCCUCACGAGAGGCAGAAGUGGGAGAAGAAGGAAGGUCUGGUCCGGAAGAACCAGGCAGAGCUCCAGAGCCGUUUUCAGGAGGUUCUGCAGCAGCUCCAGCAGGGUCGGGAGUUAGAGUCCCUCCCCAGGAUCAACGUGCCGUCUCUGCCGCAGGUCCCCAUGGCUGACCUUAGAUUCAAUCAGGUGAUGCAGUCACUGGUCCGCCCUCAGUUCACGCCCCCUCCUCCACAACAACAAGUGAACCGACCAUUCCUUUCCCAGAGACACCCACACUUCUACCAACAGUACCAGCCCCCUCACCAUCCCCAGUACCGUCACCGCUACCACCUCCCACCACCCCAGCACCACUUCCAACCUCCCUUCCCACCCCGGCACCAACCUCCACAGCAGUUCCAGCCUCUCCCCCCGCCUCAGCCCCAGUUUCAGCCCCACAUCAGAGUUCCACUGAGGGUGACUCCACCUCCGAGUCUCUCCCCCUCCCCGUCCCCUCCUGUUCAGCCUAUCCACCCUGUAGUUCCUUCCCCACCUCCCCCCGCUGCUGCUGCUGCUGCUGGUGCUGCCACCUCCGCCCCAGCCGGCAAACUAGACAAGGUUCUGGAGAAGCUUGGAACCCGGUUCCCUCAGUGCAACAGGGCUCAGCUGACGUCCCUGCUCCAGCAGGUGAAGAGCUCCCGCGGAACACUCGCUGGCAUGUCCAUGGAGGAGGUCAUCGAGCAGGUCGGCUUCAAGCUGGUACAGAACGAGAGGUCGGCCCCGGGGCCCAUCAGCCGGCCCGCACCCCCCGGCCCCAUCCAGAGGCCGGCCCCUCCCCCACAGAGAGCAGCAGCGGCAGGUGGAGGUCAGCCUGCCGGGGCCCGUAAACUCUGCCUGAUGUGCCAAAACCACGUGGAUCCAGAGAGCCGCCACCCACUGAGCUGCUCCCACACCAUCCACAAAGACUGCAUCAAAGUGUGGUUGCAGUCCAGCAAGAACAACUCCUGCCCCUUCUGUCCGGGGAAGUGAUGGACAAACCCAGAAACUUCAGCAAUGACUUUAAUCAGUGCCAUUCCAAACAUUACUCUGAUAGGUUCAACACUGAAUGUCGACAGAUGUGGCUUUUCAGUAUGUUCAUUUGAUAAAUACAACUAACAAUAAAGAUCAAUAAAGAAAAGUA